Spodoptera exigua (beet armyworm) is the source of this 2013-nucleotide messenger RNA. The record is from the annotation of a GenBank genome assembly. NCBI's taxonomy places the organism in Eukaryota, Metazoa, Arthropoda, Insecta, Lepidoptera, Noctuidae.
CUAGUCUCAAAUCCCCGUUCCCCGUCUUCAUCCAUCAUACUGCACGUCGAAUAUAAUGAAUUAAAAUGUCGUGAUUUACGUGUUAGUGAACUAAAAAAUCGUAAUAAUUGUGUGUGAAACAUUAAUUACGAAGAUUUGUAGACAAGUUUACAAGUGGAUUUAAAGGACAGCUUUGCCUCUGAGUACAACAAUUUAGCAGAAUGUCGACAAAAACUUCACGUAAAGUAGCAACUCGAGCCAAAGUAGAACCGGUUAUUACAAGAACGAAAUCAGCGCAACAAAGACGCCAACAAAAAAACAAAGAAAAGAAAACCGAAAAACCGGAAAGUAAUAAAGAUAAAGAUGAAAUAAAAUCGACUAAAGUGAAAACCGAUAAAAGUCCGAAAGAGGCUCUAAGUGAACCUAUCAAAAUUCCGGAUGAUGUUAUUGAGCAAGUGGAGUACUAUCCUGAUAAGUUGAAAAGGGAUGUUGCUGCCAAGAAAAUUAGGUUAAAACCGAAACACAACUUUACAGUUAUUGCCAGCACAAAUAAAAGAAAAAUGGCCACGCCACAGAAAGGUUUAAAAUCGCCUCCACCACUUCCAACCCCAUCACCUACCCAGCAGAAGUUUCUGAAUAAGAAAUUACCACAGUCCAGUAGUCCGCAACCGUCGGUCCAGGAAAUGGUCCGCAUGAUGGAAGAGUCCAGAAGUCUAAGUGAUGAGGACUUCAUGGAGAUCCUGACGUGUCCCAGCCCGGUGUGGUGGGAAGAUCCUCCUGAUGGUGACUAUAGUGAAGAUGCUAUAAUCAUGGUGUCACCAGAACCACCAGCAGAGAAGACAAGCAAAAGUAAAAAACGUAAAAUAUUCAUCAACCCUACAACUGACACGGCCAAUAAAAUCGAACAAUUUAAAACAGCAAAUAAGAAAAAAGAUGAAAAAUUCGCAAAGAAAAAGUUAAAACUCGAGAAUGUACUUGGCAAUAUAAAGAACAAGAAUUUAAAACAAAAUGGCGAUUUGGCGAAACAAGGAACCGUUGACGAGGCUGUUAUGAAAUUUUCAGAAAGCGAAGGAGAAAUCUCAGAUUUAAGUUUCAAUGAAGAAGAAAUACUUAAAAAUCUCGAAAAUAUGGAUAUACCCAUCGAAACAAUAGUUAAAACUGAACCAAAAACCGAAAGUGUAGUGAAACAAGAAUUUUUUCUAGACUGUGAUAGUGAAAUCGUACAAAAAACGGAUAAAAUUGGUGAUACAACAUCUCCAGUUGAUAUUAAACCGAUAAUUAAAGAAGAAUAUGCAAUGAAUAGUGACAUUACUAUUGACAAGAAGAUAGCAGUUUUAAAUUCUCAAUGUAAUAUUAGUGUAGGAGAUAUUAACACAAAUUCUGAUGAAAUUUCUAAUUUAAAUAGUGUACAUGUUAAAUGUAAUACAGACUUUACUCUUACCAAUAGUAAUAAGUCAAAAACUGCGGGUUUAAUUAUCAAAAAAACAAAUACAAAUAAAGUAAUUACCGUACGUAAAAUAAGGCCCGAACAAUUUAUUAACGACUCUGUCCUAGGCAAUGAACUAAAAUCAGCGGAAAAUUCAAAAAACAUAGUCGUAGAUAGUGUUCGCGGUAAAUUAGAUGAUUUUUUUAAACAAUGCAAAAGUAGUAAGCGUUUAAAAAAAGGUGAUAGCCCGAUUCCCGCCAUUUCGAUGACAGAUGUCAAAGAGGAGAUUACAGAUAAUGAAGCAAAUGAAAUCGGUACUACAACUGAAGUGGUGGGCGAAGAAAAUCGACUAAAAAGUUGCGACUGUGAUAGUUUAAAAACCGAAAACGGAACGGGCACGGGCAGCUCUUGUGAAAAAUGUGAAAAGGCGGUAAUUUUACCUUGUGAUUCUUGUAAUUUUCUUGCUGAUAAUAAUGAAAUUUAUAAAAAACAUAUUUCGUCUUGCAAAGAUGUAGCUCGAAUACCUUGGAGUCAUAAUUAUGUGUUAAAUCAGACUUAAAUAUAGUUUUUUUCUUUGAACUUACCUAAUGAUUUUUCUUCAUCCUUAU